Molecule: messenger RNA, 2823 nt
Organism: Nematostella vectensis (starlet sea anemone)
Lineage: Eukaryota; Metazoa; Cnidaria; Anthozoa; Actiniaria; Edwardsiidae
Product: protein SERAC1-like
Exons: 18
Coding region: 47-1936 (629 amino acids)
Molecular function (GO): protein binding
Source: RefSeq, a predicted model, not a curated record
GGAGGCCUGGUAAUGUUAUAAGCGCACAUUUCAAACACUUGUAAAUAUGAGACUGAUAACAGCGGGAAGUUUGCAAAUUGUCUCCUCUUUUUUAACAGGGGCUUGUUUCACUUCACUGGGCUUUCUGCGUUUAACUCAGAAAUGCCCAGAACGGCGGAAAGACGAACAGCACAAUCUUGUUUAUCUUUGUAAAUACUACGAAAACUGCUCAAGGCAUUUGUUAAAAGAACUUUUUUGUGCAAAUCAAUGGAUUUGUCAUCUGAUUCAGCUCUCAACUGGAUUUCACUCAAUGAAAGAGAAAAUUUCAGUGUUUCUAUUAGAAACGUCCAUACAAUCCAUUACUGCAGUCUGGUCGUCAUCAUGGUUUAAUAAAGUGGGAGCCCCACAGAAGCUGAUGGAGUAUGUACAUCGCUAUGGCAACAGACAAGCACGACUUGCUGCUACAGAACUAUUACUAACAAAUAUGAAUAUAUUGCAAGAUUUAGUCAGAGUUUGUGAUAAUAGAAUAUUGGUUGGCAUUGUAAGGCAAACUGGUAUCAGUAAAGAUAUUUGGAAAACUACCACAAAGUCGUCACAUAAGUGUCCAGAUGAAAAGGCCAUAGAGAUGAGUUUGAAGUCAUUGUUGCUCUCACUGCCUCCCUCUGGUGUUGAUGAGUGCACUAGGUGGUUCACUAAAAGUGCUAUACUUUCUGGUACCUCAGCAAAGCAGCAUAAAAGGUCAAUGUCUUGGAAUUUUGGAGGUGAUCAUGGUUUGUCAUUUGCCCACACUUUAACUUCAAUGCCAGCUGAUCAAGUGGAGUUAUUCUACCUUAAAGCACUCACCAGACAUUCAACAGUUCCUUGGCACUGUGACCUGAUGGUGGAGAAUGGAAUAAUCCCCUUGCUUAUCCAAGAACUUAAAAGCAGGCCCAACAGUCUCAAGAUAAAACGUCAGAUCACCCAUCUUCUAGGCAACCUAGCUGUUGAUGAUAUAACACAUCCAAGCCUUAUUGACGAGGGUUGUCUAAGGUUUUUGCAUUCCUGCUUGAUAUCAGAGGACCUGUCUCUGUCAAGUCUUGCCGCUAGAGCUCUUGCAAACCUUGAUCGGGAUUUCACUCCAGACGAGGUCUAUGAAGAUGGAAUAUAUCUACUGCACCCUGACACAAGACACAGCCAUGAAUUUAAGGCCGAUAUUGUGUUUGUUCACGGUCUUCGGGGGGGUCCGUUGAAAACGUGGAGAAGAGAAGGUACAAGUACGCCGCUGACCAGUAGAGAUUGCUGGCCUAAGGCUUGGCUCGCCUCUGAUUUUCCACAAACUCGUCUUCUCAUGGUUGAAUACGAUACUUCCCUGUCGCACUGGGUUUCGCAAUGCCCCUCGGAACCCGAAACGCAGUCAAUGACCUUCUGCAGCGAAGAACUGAUGCAUAAGCUGCGAAAAGCUGGCAUCGGCAAGCGACCUGUCAUAUGGAUCACUCACUCAAUGGGAGGUUUACUGGUUAAGCAAUUACUCCUGCUAGCGAGCGACAGUGAAGAGUAUAGAUGUAUGUCUGAUAACAGUCGCGGGAUCAUAUUCUACAGCACUCCACAUCAGGGCUCAAUAGUGGCCUCAUACUCAUCACAAGCGAGGUAUCUUCUCUUGCCGUCCGUGCAAGUCAAGGAGCUCACGCAAGGGUCGGAGUUCUUAUCGUCAUUGCACAAGCGGUUUCUUGAAUUUCUUACCACCCACCCCUCCCUGGAUUGUGUGAGUUUUGGCGAGACGGUGCCAAUGCAGCUUUCUUGGAUUUUUAAGUCUGUCCUGGUGUCACGUGAUUCUGCAGACCCUGGUAUUGGAGCGUUUCACUCAGUGGACGUCAAUCACAUCGAUGUAUGCAAGCCAACGGACCGGCAUGACGUACGCUACAGAGAGGCUGCGGAACUCAUUGGCUCCAUCAUAAAUCCUAUUCAUACAAGAAAAUAGUUCCGAUGUGUGAUAAACAGUUAAAAAUUUCUAGUUCUUGUGUAAAGGCGUGGCGAGCCUCGAGCGUUUACCAAGAACCAUCUGUUUUCUAUUAUCUGUAUUCUCUUAUCUUCAUCUUUAAUGUGUCCGUUAAAUAGAGGUUUUACUAAACUUACCUUAAUGAGCUUUUCUGCUGUGAGAACAGCCAUCUCUUUGAUGGGUAUCCAGUCACUUCGUCCACAAGCCGUGUCGUCCACAACCAUUUGUUGUUUAACAAAAAAACACUGCCGACACACAUUCAAUACAAAGAUUUCGCUCUUUUUCCUUUAUUAUAUCACGAACCCCUACGUAACUAGCACAGAAUUAAUCCCUGGAAUACGCAGAUUAAGGAUUGUGUAGUUAUUUUUGUGCGAUAUCAGUGAUGCGGCUAAGAUUAGCGAAGUUUCUCACGCCGCUUCGAGACCGAUGUGUUGUUUAACAAGAAAACACUGCAGACACAAAUUCAACACGAAAAUUUCGCUCUUAUUCCUUUAUUACAUCACGAACCCCUACGAUUUCCGAUUUUCGGGUUGAAUUUGUGUGUCCUUGUAUGCGGAAUCUUGAGCUUAUAUAUAGAGAAUUGGAAAAUUUCAUGCCAUUUUUUUGCUCUGUUCUAAGUAACAUUAAGAUAGAUAAUAAUUCUACAAAUGAAAUCUUGUUCUAAUAAUCUGAACAAGAAUAAUAUGAUAAACUAAAACAGUCAAACAUUUUGAAAACAAGUAAGAGUUUCAUUCACCUUUUGAAAAAUAGGUUUUCUUUCUUAUAUUUUAUCACCCAUUCAUGAACCAUGGAUCUCCUGAUAAUUUAAUCUGGGGUUCUCUAGAAGGAGGGUCAAUGCUAAGAGAAGGUUAAUAAACUUUUAGAAUUUU